CAUUAUGGGGGAUUUUUUGUGAGGUAAGUGGACUGGCCCUUUAAGAGCGGUUCGGCUGUAAACACACGCAGCAGGCCAGCUCAGCGCUGAUGACAUCAUAGUAGUAAUAAUAAGAGUAAUAAUAUUCAUGACACUGUAAGAAAUGUUUACUAUAAAAUCUCCUGUUAUUGAGCUGAACAGCGCGCGCCCCAUCGCAGUCUGAACGUGAUUGAUUAUCAGCUUGCAUCAUCAGCUCGGUCCGGUCGCCCAAGCCCCGCCCACCCCCGCGAUUAUGCGACGCUAUUGGUUGCUAUAGAUAGCAGCUGCUCGCGCUGUGCACUGAUUGGCGGGAGCGCGCUGGUCAAUUACGUCAUGCUUUGAUCCCCAAACAGCGCGCGAUGGCGCGGCGGAACGGCUGAUCGGCGGCGCGAGGAGCGGUCAGCCCGGAGCAGCAAUGAAGGCGGGGGCGUCGUCCAUGUGGGCGUCGUGCUGCGGGUUGCUAAAUGAGGUGAUUGGUACCGGGUCGGUGCGCGGGCAGCAGCCGGGGUUUGGUGGAGCUGCCGGACCUUUCCGCUUCGCACCGAGUGCCGGGUACUCCACCUACCCCCCGACCCCCAGCCCAACCGCAGCCAACGCUGCCGCCGGCCUGGUGUGUAAAGCCUGUGGACUUGCCUUCUCCGUCUUCAGACGCAAGCAUGUGUGUUCGGACUGUAAGAAGAGUUUCUGCUCACUGUGCUCAGUGCUGCAGGAAAACCUGCGCCGUUGUGUUACCUGUCACCUGCUGUGGGGAACAGCGUUCCAGCGGCGGCGUUUGAUGCGUCUGCGUGUGAAGGACCUGCGGCAGUACCUACGUCUGCGCAACAUCAGCACCGACACCUGCAGGGAGAAGGAGGACCUGGUGGAGCUGGUGCUCAGACAUCUGGGGGCGGAGCUUCAGCUACCAGAGGACCAGGAGGACCAGGAGGAUCAGGAGGAAGAGGAGGAAGAGGAGGAAGAGGAGGAGGUGGCAUCAGACAGCCUGCACCUAGCCCCGCCCACAGACCUUUCCUCACCCCCUGCAGCACGCUCCACCUCUCAGCAGUCUGUCUCUGCACUUUCAGUCUCCGCCUCUCAGGGAGAAACACCCAGUCCCAGCAACAGCUCAGGAACCAGCCAGGUUUGUGUGUGUGUUCAGGAACAGGGCGACAGUGCGUCUGUCUCUUUGCUGACCCUGGAACCCAGUGAACGUUUACUAGAGUCCAGUCCGGUGGUGCAGCGGCGGGCGCGGGCGUCUCUCUCUGACCUGGCGCGGGAGGAGGAUAUCGAGGUGCUGACGGUUCGGCAGCUAAAGGAAAUCCUGGCGCGGAACUUUGUAAAUUUCUCGGGAUGCUGUGAGAAGUGGGAACUGGUGGAGCGAGUUCACCGACUUUACCGAGAGAGCCAGAUCAACCGCAUCUCCCUAGAAAAUGUUAGCAGCAGCAGCAGCAUCACAGCAGUUGUGGCGUAUCCUCAUCCAAUAUGCGACGGAGAAGCAGCAGACGCCGUUGCCGUGGCACCGCUGGGUGCAGUGGAUGAGAACCUGUGCCGGAUCUGUAUGGACGCUGUGAUCGACUGUGUGCUGCUGGAGUGCGGUCACAUGGUUACCUGCACCAAGUGCGGCAAGAGAAUGAACGAGUGUCCGAUCUGUCGGCAGUACGUCGUCAGAGCCGUGCACGUCUUCAAAUCUUAACACACACACUCUCAGCUCCGGACUGCGAGGAUCAGCAAAAUACUCUACAGUACUACUGCUGGACAGUGCGCCUCUGAUGAUCAGACUCCAAACACGUUCUCUGUUCCCGUCACCAGACCCCAACCCCAGCGAGUGUGUGUGUGUGUGAGAGACCCAGAGCACUCUAGUGUGCGAGACCUGGGGCACGCAAGUGUAUGUGAGUGUGUGUGACAUGGGGAGCUCGAGUGUGUGUGAGCUGGGGUGCGCUAGUGUAUUUGUGUGUGUGACGCAGGCGCACAAGUGUAAGUGAGUGUGUGACCCAGGGUGCAUAUGAGUGUAUGCAAGUGUGUGUGACCUGGGGUGCACGAGUGUGUGUGAGCCAGGUUGGCUUGGUCUAGUCAUUAAUAAAGAGUCUGAGAUGAUUUAUGUUUAUGUGCAAUAUUAGAAAAUAAACGGAGCGUGAGCUAACAACGCUAAUCACCCACAGCAGGACUGUCGCUGUACCUUACAGAGGUGCCAAACAUGGAUCGAAGCUUAGUGAACUGUGCGUCAGGCUGAUCUGAGUUCUCUCCACUGUGUUGUUUUCUACAUCAUUGCUCAGUGCUUUAAAACCCUCAGCGGUAUAACAGUUUCAGCACACCUGCACCAGGUAACUGAAGAUUUCUCCACUUCCUGUUCAGCAUUACACCUGAACUCCGCAACAGGGAGCCAGAAAGUCUUUGUUCCAUACAGCCAGAAAUGUUCAUUAUUAUUGAGUUAAUUCAUUAUUAAAUUAAUCGUUAAAGUUUAAAUUUACUGAAUGGUUGCCAGUAUCGCUACUACACCCCCCCCCCCCCUUUCUUAACUGACUAGGCCCCCUUUUUAUUAAUGGACUGCGCCCUCCAUUUAUUAAUGGACUGUACCAUCCCACUUCACCCCUAUUUAUUAAUGGACUAGGCCCUCUGUUUAUUAACAGACUGUACCACACCCAACUCAUAUGUUUGUUAACGAACUAGGCCCUCCGUUUAUUAAUGGACUGUACCCCAUUUAUUUUAGAGUUUUAAUAUGCUAAUUUGCUAAUCUGUAUUUUAUUUCCCUGUGAAUGUUUUUGAUAUUAAUAUUUUUCCAGCGUUGUAUUGAGUAACUCUGUACGCUGUAUCUGUUGUCUGUGUUAUAGAGCUGAUCUAAAUCUAACUGUACAGUAAAUCUUCACUUUUUUUAUAAAA
This is a messenger RNA of Astyanax mexicanus (Mexican tetra), 2871 nucleotides long. It is a transcript of the gene rnf34b, whose product is annotated as ring finger protein 34b. Gene Ontology annotation, molecular function: ubiquitin protein ligase activity. Gene Ontology annotation, biological process: protein K48-linked ubiquitination; negative regulation of extrinsic apoptotic signaling pathway via death domain receptors; proteasome-mediated ubiquitin-dependent protein catabolic process. The record is from RefSeq and is a predicted model, not a curated record. Gene Ontology annotation, cellular component: cytoplasm; plasma membrane. Bases 434 to 1687 code for a protein of 417 amino acids. Lineage: Eukaryota; Metazoa; Chordata; Actinopteri; Characiformes; Acestrorhamphidae. The transcript is spliced from 8 exons.